Messenger RNA from Hypoxylon fragiforme, 1236 nucleotides. RefSeq names its product cytochrome P450. The coding region runs from base 428 to 1168 and encodes 246 amino acids. Gene Ontology annotation, molecular function: oxidoreductase activity, acting on paired donors, with incorporation or reduction of molecular oxygen; heme binding; iron ion binding. NCBI's taxonomy places the organism in Eukaryota, Fungi, Ascomycota, Sordariomycetes, Xylariales, Hypoxylaceae. The record is from RefSeq and is a predicted model, not a curated record. The transcript is spliced from 3 exons.
GGGAGAUAUAGUCAAGAGAUCCGACAGAUGCACGAGAAAUAUGGACCAAUAAUCAGGAUAAAUCCAGAUGAGCUGCACUGCAAUGACCCACGAUUCAGCGAUGAGAUUUACGCUGGCGGAAAUCGCAUUCGAGACAGGUGGCAGCACCAGCUGAAUACCGGCACUGGACCUGUGCUGCUCAGCGAGUUCUCGACUGCCCCGCACGAGUUACAUCGGAUGCGAAAGGGCGCGUUCGCCCAGUUCUUCUCUCGCCAGCAAGUAUUGAGUCUUGAGAACGAGGUGCAUGAUUUCACACAGCGCACUGUGGACAAGAUGCUGCGCUACGCGAAUAAAGAGCCGUUCGAUGUGAAAGAAGCAUUCAACUGUUUCACUGCGGACAGUGAGUAGCGCUCACGAUUACUUUGACUCCUUUUUCGACAGCGCAUAUAUGAUGAGAUACAUUGCACCGGUCAGAAUGCUUGCGCAGUAUAUCCCCAUGGCAGCUAGUAACUACAUGGGCAAGAAUGUGAAAGAGUUUACCAAAGAGCUGAUGGUGGUGAUCCCCAAAUACAUCCAAGCGGCACUGGACCACCCGGAAAAUGGUAGAGUAUUUGCGGAUAUAAUUGGAUCAGAACUGCUCCCGGAAGAGGAGAAGACCAUGUACCGUCUUUCGGGCGAAGGGUUUGGCCUGUUAGCAGCAGGUACGGAGACUACUGCUGCCACGCUUACUGUCAUUACAUAUUAUCUCCUCGCCCAGCCCACUGCCUAUUCCCGCUUACUAGCAGCUCUGAAGGGUGUAGAUCCAUUAAAUCUCAAGUGGACCGACCUCGAGCAACGCCCGUACUUGUAUGCCGUGAUCCACGAGGCCUUGCGCUUUACCCCUGGCGCCACUCACAGAUCUUCUCGGAUUGCACGCGAUGAGGACUUGGUUUACACGAGCAAAGAUGGCCAGGUCCGAUGGGUCAUUCCCAGGGGUACCCCUAUCGGCAUGACCUCCGUCAUUAACCACAGCAACGAAGAGAUAUUCCCAGACCCGGAUGAGUACACCCCGGAGCGCUGGAUUAAAGAAGGCCAGCCGAACUAUGCGCUGGAGAAAUCUAUAAUCUCAUUUGGAAAAGGGAGUCGGUCGUGCAUUGGGAUGCAGUAUGUAAAGCCCUUACCUUUUAUUGUUUUGGCUUCCAAAAUAUGAUCGUCUUCCAAUUAGACUUGCGUACUGUGAGCUGUUCCUCAUGACAGCUGCCUUAGCGCUGCGUGUCU